Molecule: messenger RNA, 3675 nt
Organism: Dendroctonus ponderosae (mountain pine beetle)
Lineage: Eukaryota; Metazoa; Arthropoda; Insecta; Coleoptera; Curculionidae
Gene: dome
Product: cytokine receptor
Exons: 13
Coding region: 344-3409 (1021 amino acids)
Molecular function (GO): protein binding
Source: RefSeq, a predicted model, not a curated record
GAUCACACACACUUUGUAAUCUGUGCCUCUGUGUUCUGUGAGCUUAACUCAGUCAAUCUGUGAACGUAUUGUUUGUUAGUUCAUAGUAUAUUGUACAAUGUGCAGGUCAAUUGUUUGUUAGAUCGUAGGAAAUUUCACUAAAUGUACAAUUUCUUUAGUUUGUUUUUUAGUUGUUUGUUGCUUAUAUCGUUCAUAAGUUCGGAUACGUUUUAGUAGUAUUUAAUUGUUGUGGUGCAAAACUGUUUUUCAUCUGAGGACAUUCCUUGAAUUCCGAGUAUUAUGGUGCAUCAGAGAUCAACAUAGGUAUAAGUUCGGCACACAGCAAAGAAGCUAAAAAACAUUCAUGGCGAACUUGCAGCUCAUGCACUGUCUCUUAUUGGUCACGUUCAUCAGUUUAUCGUGGAGCGGGGCACAAGCAAGAGCACGCCAAUGCUUGGAGUUGAUACCCACUGGUGGAUAUACCUUUCCGCAAGGCGACAUUAUUCUGGAAAAGGGGUCUGAUCUAAACAUCACAUGUGUACUAAAUAAGAAAUAUGCAGCUAAAUAUAACUCGUCUGCAAGUAGUCUGUUGAGCUUUGUUUUGGGUGCCGACCGUCUUCCAUCCGAAAUAUUGAACUCCACUGCAAUACGUCUUUAUGUUAAAAACCAUCCGACAACGCCGAAGGCAGACUAUUUCUGUUUGUUGAAUGGUACUUAUAUUUGUCACAAUGUUAUUGCUGUAGGAACUAAGCCACAAGACGUGACUGAUUUUGACUGUAUGGGUCAAAAUCUUAAUAAUUUUACUUGCACGUGGAUUGCUCCAGAAAAUUAUGUUCGCACUGACUAUCACUUGGAUUACACGCCUGCCAGGUCAGGAAGAAGCUCAUUUAGUCCAUGUCCCCAUGAAUUAAAGGAAUCAAAAAUUGGCAAUAAAACGAUGAUGAGCUGUACUUGGUCCUUGACUUCGUCACCAUUAUAUCGCCAUUCCCAUAGUCAUUUGGAAUUUGUAUUAUUUGCCAAUGACACCUUUGGUUCGAGAAACUGGACUUACUUAAUAAAUCAUUACAGUAGUGUACGUCCGAAUCCACCAAAAAAUUUAGGCGCAAUUAGUGAAUCUCCCCAUUCUAUACAAUUGAAAUGGUCACUUCCAACGUUUAUGCUAAACUUUCCAGGGGGGUUCCGUUAUCGCGUGUGUUGGUGCAAUGAGCAAAGUAAAGAGUGGAACACCAUCUACUUGCCAAACAAAACGUUAUCUAAACAUUUUCACGCUGAUGAUUCUAAAGGAAAUUUCUUAUUAGAUAAUCUUCCUUACGCGCACUGUAUAUAUGACGUAAGAAUUUCGAUGCGACCAAAAAGCGCCACGGAUGAUAGGAUGUGGUCUCAAAAUGCAUCAAUAACUAUUCGAACUUUAUCUAAAAUACCAGACAGUCCUCCAAAUACAACUUUAGGUGGUUUUGAAAUUUUGGACGGUGUUGGAAAGAGGAUCAUAUAUUGGCAGAAUAUUCAUAGCUAUCAGGAAAAUGGAGAUAAUUUUACCUAUAACAUUCAGGCAGUUGAAGAUCCUACUAUUAAGCCAGUCCAACUUUUAAAGAAGUACGCAGUGUUUGACAAAUUGCCUAAUAGGAACCUCACAUUUAAAAUUUGGUCUGUAAACAAUGAAGGAAAAUCUUUAGACCAUUCUGUUGUAUUUGUACCUGCAGAAAGAUAUACUCUCAAGCCAGUCCGAAAAUUGAUCAAAAAAGAUAACGGAAAUGGAAAAUACAACAUCCAGUGGAUCGACAGUGGCGAUUCUAAAAUGACACAUUUCACACUCUUCUGGUGCGCUGCACUAAUGGAAAGGCCCUAUCCUUGCAAGGGAAACUUGAAUUGGCUGAUCUUGCAAAAAGGAAUGAAGAAUAAGACUUUGCAAUUGCCAGUAUUUGCCAAUGAAAGUAAUUAUCAGUUUGCCAUGUCUGUAAAUGGGAUCGACAGCAGUAGCGGGCUACUGUGGGCCGACUGUACAAUCUUAUAUGGAAGUGGAAAACGUAAACUCAGCCAGACUUACUUAAAAACGGUUUCGUCUCGCUAUAUAGUUAUACAGAUACAUUCAGGAUGUAUUACUUUAACCGAUAUACAAGGAUUUAACGUUAGCUAUUGCCAAAUUCUUCAGCCCGGGUCGGAAGAAUGUCAGCCAAACACUUUAAACUAUAAAUUUUUUGAUGUAGACAAUGACACUUUCGAUGGAGAUGCAGAACUUAAUAUUACAAACUUGAUACCUUAUACUGGAUACCAAAUUCGGGUUAAGCCCAUUUCAUUAGGGUCAGAACUUGACUUUGGUGAUUCAAUGUUUAAUUCAACCAUCGAAGACACACCUUCUGCACCAACCAACGUGCAAGUUGUGAGGCGUGAGCCUAGAAUUUUGACACUCCAUUGGGAACCUCCAUAUGAAACCAAUGGUCAUAUAAGAGAAUAUCGCAUUUAUGUUAGAAGUCCAACUCAAACACUUCCACCAAUAACAGUAACUUAUAUACACGAUUUGAAAAAGUAUUCCCAGGAUAUAAUAGGCUUAUUACCACGAUCUGAAUAUACACUAGGUGUUUCAGCAUGUACAAAGACCUGCUCACCUUAUGCGACAAUUAAUGCUUCCACCGAUAUAAAUUUCCCUGGUGUAAUUACAAAGCCCAGUGCAAACUGGAAUGAUUUAACGACUAUUUUAAAAUGGGAAAAACCAGACGAACUGGAAACUCUAGUGGAUUUUUAUGAAUUACAAGUUGCGAAUGACGACGGACGGCAGCAUAAUUAUACCACACAGAAUGUAACCUUUUCACUUGGAGAAGUAUGCGAAAAGGAUCAAACUCAAACUAUUUACGUAAAGGUGCGAGGAGUAAAUGUCAGAUACAAUCAAACAUUACCGGGACCUUGGAGCGAGAAUGCCGAUUUUCCAUGUAUACGAAGUUCUGUAUCAAUGUCUUGGAUUUUCAGCCUCAUAGCAAUUGCGAUUCUAAUAAUAUUUGUAAUUACUAUCUUCGCUACUCGAAGAUCUGUCCAAAAGGCCAUUGGACAGCGUCUAUGCGAGGUGAAAUUGCCUUCUGCCUUAGAUGCGGCUGCAAACGUUGAAUACUCCAUGGCUGAGAUUCAACGGGACAGGAGAGAACUAUCUCAGAAUUGGAACUGUGAUACUAGCACCAAGGUUCCAAGCACAGGAUAUCUACCUUGUUAUCCUGAAGAAGAUCCAAAUGCAAAUACAGGCUCUUACGUUAUUGCCGGCAACCCAUUGUCAAUGCCGGUAGAAACGCAAGCCAUAACAACAGUCCCAGAGGAUGUUUCCGCAGAAAACUACAAAGUUCUUCCCAUAGAGACAUUAAAAUUGCUUUGGCAAAAGCCUGCGCCUGAAGUUACCUCUGCCGGCUACCUUUUGGUCGGAAAUUCUAAGAACGAAAAAUCGGGUUAGAUUAUUUAUCUCUAACGUGGUUUUUCAUCAGCUUUUGAAUAACUGCCUUGAAAAUAUAAAAUUAAUCUUUUGAAAGUUAUGAGAAAUUACAAUUUAGAUGUAUUGUGAAAUGUUUAAAAGACUGACCGUAAUUUGUAACGAGUAAUUUAAAUGUUUUUGGAAUAACAGAAACUUUUAAAUUGCCCUUUUUUUAAUGUUAAAAUAAGAUUAGUUUUACAUUUUCGUGUUCCUUUAUUUAAUACUUUUAUUAAAAUAUAAAUUUGAAA